AUGGACACCCGCCUGGAGCUGAUCCGCCAGCACAUCCACCUGUACGAACCGGUCUCGUCGGCGGCUGCCCCUGACUCGUCGCCCGCUUUGGUUAUUCUGUGUACCUGGGUAGGGGGCUCCACCCCGCGUCGCAUCAACAAGUAUGUUGCGCAGUAUCGCCAGAUGUAUCCCGGCGCAUGCAUCCUGCUGCUCACCACGUCCUUCUCGGACAUGUUUCGGCCUUUCAGCAUGCUGCGCGCCCGUCUCAAACCUGCUGGCCGCGCAAUCCGCAGAGUCUUGACUUCGCGAGGGUCGCGCGGCACCUUGUUGCAUCUUUUCUCUCACGGUGGAGGCAAUAUUGCCGUGCAACUAGCUUUGUCCCUGAAAGAGGAGGAAGAUGCUGGCACCGCGUUCUUUUCCAGUCUUCGAGGGAUUAUCCUCGAUUGCUGUCCCGGCGACGAUACCCUCCAUCGAGCAAUCGGGGCUACUCGCAUGUCAGUCCCUCAGACAACUGUCGCCCAAGUCCUGGAGAGAGCGUUUUUGUCCCCCACAGUAACAGUGGUGAAUCGGCUGCAGCAUGCUGGUGUCCUGCGCUCAGUACGUGACCUACGCGCACUGCUCCUGGAUGCCUCCACCUUUGGUACCAAACCACGGAGACUGUACAUCUAUUCCAAGGAAGAUGUCAUGGUUGGCUGGGAGGAUGUACAGAUGCAUGUCGAAGAUGCACGCGCACUAGGCUACUCGGCCCAGGAACUUGUUUUUGAACAUGGCCAACAUUGUGGCUUGGUCAUGGAAGACCCUGAUCGAUAUUGGACUGUUGUCCAAAGAUUCUGGCGUGGCGAGGAUUCUGAACGUGACGCUGACCAUAAUUCAAAGACAUCUCCACCUCUGCGCAGUCGCCUGUAA
Molecule: messenger RNA, 885 nt
Organism: Penicillium lagena
Lineage: Eukaryota; Fungi; Ascomycota; Eurotiomycetes; Eurotiales; Aspergillaceae
Exons: 1
Coding region: 1-885 (294 amino acids)
Source: RefSeq, a predicted model, not a curated record